AUGGCUGCGUCCUCGACCUCGUCCUCAUCCGCUGCUGAACAUCGUGUUGUGGACGAAGUAUGUCUCCACCUCAAGAGACAAAGGCAUACGGCUGAUCGUUCGUUGCGUUUCGAUCUCAAUCCGGAUGAGAGACGUCCGCUACUACCGAGACCUCUACUCAAGCAGAAGAAGACCAACAUGACACCACCUAUCGACCCAGAAGAAGAUGCCACCACCCACGACGUCCUCAAAGGCGACAUAACAAUCGGCUCCAUCGCCGGCGACGAAGCUCGUCAAGCCCUCGAACAUGAACACAACCUCUCCUUCCUCGAAGCCCUAAGACUUUACCCCCAAGCCGUCUUCUGGUCCAUCUUCUUCUCUCUCGGCGUAAUAAUGACCGCUUUCGACCCCCAACUGCUUGGCAACUUGUACGCCACCCCUGCCUUCCAGCGAGACUUUGGCUAUCUCUACGAGGGCUCUUACAUCAUCUCCGCACCAUGGCAGACAGGACUAUCAAUGGGAAAUCCCAUUGGUCAAGUCGUUGGUGCGUUCUUCGCAGCCUAUCCGAUGGAGUGGUAUGGGCGGAAGAAGACGUUUGGAGCCUGCGUGGUGUUGACGGCGGGGUUCAUUUUCAUUCAGUUCUUUGCGAGAUCUUUGAAAGUGCUGCUGGCGGGAGAGUUGCUGGGCGGGUUAGUGUUGGGGACGUAUGCGGUGAUUGCGCCGGCUUAUGCCAGUGAGGUGUGUCCCGUGGCGUUGAGGGGUGUGUUGACGAGUUAUGUCAACAUGUGUUUUGUGAUUGGACAACUGAUUGCGAACGGAGUCAUCGCUGGGACGAGUCAGCUUGAUUCUCGCUGGGCGUACAGUGGACCUUUCGCUGCGCAGUGGGUCUGGCCGCUGAUUAUUCUGGUGGGAUUACCAUUUGCGCCGGAGUCGCCGUGGUGGCUGGUCAGGAAGGGGAAGCUGGAGGCCGCGGAGAAUGCGCUGACACGCUUAGCAUCGGAGAAGGUCGAUGUUAAGCCUACACUUGCGAUGAUCAUUGAGACAGAUCGCCUGGAGCAAGAGCUGGAAGCAGGAUCCACCUACAGCGACUGCUUCAAGAAGAUCAACUUGAGGCGCACUGAAAUCGCAACGGGCGUCUAUUGCAUUCAGGUCAUCUCUGGAGUCUACCUCGUCGGUUAUGCAACCUACUUCUUCGAACUCGCAGGCCUACCCACACAACAAGCUUUCAACAUGAGUCUCGGUUUCCUGGCUCUCGGCUUCCUCGGUACAGUCUUCUCCUGGUUCUUGCUGAUAAAAUGCGGACGAAGGACAAUAUACAGCAUCGGCCUACUACUUCUAGUCAUCCUAAUGCUUCUCAUCGGCAUCCUCGACUGCGUCCCAAACUACGAGCAGAAACACGGCGUGAUCUGGGCACAGUCAAGCCUCAUGCUAAUCUGGAACUUCUGCUACGACUUCUCGGUGGGACCUGUAUGCUUCGUCAUCCUCUGCGAAGUGUCAGCGACCAAAGUACGAAGCAAGACGAUUGGUGUGGCUACUGCGUCGCAGGCUCUCCUUGCUAUCGGCAUGACCGUGGCCAUACCAUAUAUGAUCAAUCCGGAUCAGGGGAAUAUGAGAGGCAAGAUUGGCUUCUUCUAUGGUGGACUAUCGGCGAUCAGUCUCGUCUGGGUGUACUUCAGAGUGCCUGAGACGAAGGGAAGAACUUACGAAGAGCUGGAUAUCAUGUUCUCGAGAGGUGUGGGCACAAGGCAAUUCAAGAAGUACAGAGUGGAGUAG
Molecule: messenger RNA, 1752 nt
Organism: Fulvia fulva
Lineage: Eukaryota; Fungi; Ascomycota; Dothideomycetes; Mycosphaerellales; Mycosphaerellaceae
Product: Maltose permease MAL31
Exons: 1
Coding region: 1-1752 (583 amino acids)
Biological process (GO): carbohydrate transport; transmembrane transport
Cellular component (GO): membrane
Molecular function (GO): carbohydrate:proton symporter activity
Source: RefSeq, a predicted model, not a curated record